This is a messenger RNA of Cryptomeria japonica (Japanese cedar), 1537 nucleotides long. RefSeq names its product iridoid oxidase-like. Gene Ontology annotation, molecular function: heme binding; monooxygenase activity; iron ion binding. The record is from RefSeq and is a predicted model, not a curated record. The coding region runs from base 1 to 1521 and encodes 506 amino acids. The transcript has 2 exons. Lineage: Eukaryota; Viridiplantae; Streptophyta; Pinopsida; Cupressales; Cupressaceae.
AUGGAAGGGCAAUGGGUGAUUUGGCUUUCAGCGCUGGUAAGCAGUGUGCUCGCUUAUUUCUUAGUAGAUUUAAUGGGGAAAAGAAAGAAGAAGAGCAGAGCAAAUCUUCCUCCUGGACCUCCUGGCUGGCCCAUCGUGGGAAACCUUCUCCAGCUGGGGAAAAAACCCAAUGAAUCUCUGUGGGCUCUUUCUCAGCAAUACGGUCCUCUCAUGACUCUCUCUCUCGGCAUGAAAACUGCUGUGGUGGUUUCAUCCUCUGAAAUGGCAAAAGAGGUCCUCAAAAUCCACGACCAGAAUUUUGCAGGACGGAUUAUGAUAGAAGCAGCAAAGGUGUUUUCUCACCAUGAAUCUUCAAUUGCUUUUGCUCAGUAUGGAGAUUACUGGCGGAAGUCCAGACGCAUUGCCACUACAGAGCUUUUCACUCCCACCAGACUCCAAGCGCUGCAACAUCUCAGAAGAGAUCAAGUCUCCGAGACGAUUCGAAUGGUCUUUGAGAAGAAGGGGACGAGUAUGAAUAUUGCAGAGCUGGUGUACUACGAGGGUCUCAAUCUCAUGAGCAACGCCAUUUUCAGUAAGAACUUGUUCGAUCCCAAAAAUCUAGAGUCUGCAGAAUUGAGAAACACUUUUAGUGAAAUGGUGAACUUGACCGGAAAACCCAACUUGGCCGACUUUUAUCCGUUUCUGAAGUUGGUGGACCCUCAGGGAGUGUGCCGUCGUCUGACAUUCCAUCAUAAGCGACUACAUGAGUACUUAGAUGUAUUCAUACAAGAUCGGUUGGAGGCGAGGAGGCAAGGGGUCGGUCUACCCAAGGAAAAGGACUUUCUCGACAUUCUGCUCGAUCUGACUGCCCAUGAUUUCACUCUGGUGAAUAUCAGGGCUUUACUCUUGGAACUCUUGUCUGCUGGUAGUGAUACUACUACUACAACAAUUGAAUGGGUUAUGGUGGAACUAAUUGCCAAUCCUUACGUAAUGAAAAAAGCGCAAAAGGAAUUAGAAGAGGUAAUUGGUCUCAAUCGAAAAGUGGAAGAAUCUGACAUAGAUCGUCUACCUUAUCUCCAUGCUAUAGUGAAAGAAGUGUUUCGACUACACCCAGCACUUCCUUUGGCAUUGCCCCAUAGAGCAGACAACUCAUGUGAGGUGGCAGGGUAUAUGAUACCUAAGCAUGCCAUGGUGAUUGUGAAUCUGUGGGCAAUUGGAAGAGAUCCUAAAAUUUGGAAAGAACCUUUAAAAUUUAUGCCAGAGAGGUUUUUUAAUGGUGAGAAUAGUAAGGUAAAGUAUAAGGGACAAAAUUUUGAGCUGAUACCAUUUGGAGCUGGAAGAAGAAUAUGCUUAGGACUUCCUUUGGCUCAUCAAAUGGUUCAUUUUACUAUUGCUUCCUUAAUCCAUUCCUUCAAUUGGAUGCUUCCAAUAGGGAUGAAUUAUAAUAAGAUAGACAUGAGUGAGACAUUUGGAAUAGUAUUAAAGAAGUCUAAAGAAUUGCAUGCAAUCCCCACACCAAGAUUACCAAAUCAUCUAUACUAAAAUAAUAUGUUAGUUC